GCCCCGAGGUCUUGUGUUGUUUUCUCAGAGGCAAGAUGGCUGCGGCGGUGGCCGGGGCCGCCCCACUGGGCAAGGGGCUGGACAUCAGCUUGGCGGCUCUGCAGAGACACGACCCUUAUAUCAGCAGUAUCGUGGACGUGGCCAGCCAGGUGGCGCUCUACACUUUCGGGCAUCGUGCCAACGAGUGGGAGAAGACUGAUGUGGAAGGAACACUGUUUGUUUACACCAGAAGAUAACAUUUCAUGUCUCUGAUGAAGUGGACUCUAGUCCACGGAAGCUUAUGCUGAAAUAAAUUUUAAGAUGCUACAAGACUCUGUUGUUUUUGCCAGUAAACUGGGAUCAGGUCUCUGAUUGUUAAAAUAUCAGCUUCACCGAAAUAUGGGUUCACCAUUAUGAAUAGGCUGAGCAUGGAAAAUCGAACAGAACCCAUAACAAAGGAUCUGGAUUUCCAGUUACAGGACCCUUUCCUGCUUUACAGAAAUGCCAGAUUGUCCAUUUAUGGAAUUUGGUUUUAUGAUAAGGAAGAAUGCCAAAGAAUUGCAGAGCUCAUGAAAAAUUUAACUCAGCAAGAACAACUGAAAGCACAGCAGGGAGCUGGCAUAGGAAUUUCCCCAGUAAGCCUGAAUUCUGGUGACAGCAAAGAAGUGGAUAUCCUGCAGAUGCUUACCAAAGCCAAAUAUGAAUAUACCAAGUGUAAGACGUGCUCAGAACCAAAACAAAUAACCAGCUCUUCUGCUAUAUAUGACAACCCCAACUUAAUCAAACCGAUCCCAGUGAAGCCCAGUGAAACUCAGCAUCAAUGUAUACCUCAACAAAUCCAGAAUAUAGACCCUGAACCACAACAUUUAUCCCUAACGACGCUCUUUGGGAAGCAAGAAAAAUCUAAUCCAUACCAGGAUACCUCAGAGAGGACCCAGAAACAGCACCAAGAAAACUUUCCCCUGAGGCAGGGUGUUGUGCGCUCUUUGUCCUAUGAGGAGCCCAACAGGCAUUCUCCCACAGCAGAGAAGCAGCUUUGUCCGGCCAUUCAGAAACUUAUGGUCCGUGGGGCAGAACUUCAUCCGGUCUCUGAACUUCCUGAGAACAGACUCUGUGAGAAUGGCAACAUCCAUUCUGUGGGAGACGUUUUCACCGGACUCUUCCAGCCUGUGGCUUCUCAUAGCUUUAGGACAUCUCAUUCAGUCCAGGAUGCGGCCAGCACCCGGAGCCUGUUGCAGCAACUGCAAGGCCAGUCAAAAAUGGAGCCCAGUGAUGCAGGGCCAGCAAAUUCAGCCGCCUCGGUCUUCAGCAGGACUCCCGCUGUCUCCUCAGUAGCCCAAGGAAGGAACGUGACACAGCCACACCUGAUGUAUUUCAAUGGCUCCCUCUCUGGCCAAGGUUUGGGGCCUCCAGCCAUCGGUAAAGAAGCGUCCAAACUUCCCGGGCAGCCGCUUCCACUCUCGGGAAACCAGCCCAACAAUUCCGGAGUAAUUUCACCACAAGAGCUUUUGAAAAAACUCCAGAUUGUGCAACAGGAGCAACAGCUGCACGUAUCCAGCCGGCCAACCUUGGCAGCUAAGUUUCCUGUGGUCCCUCAGAGCACCUCCACUCUGAAACCGUUGGAUUCCUGGAUGGACAAGGUGUCCAACACAGAAAAGCAGCCCCCUCUUUUUCAGGUGAUCUCACCGCAGCAAAUUCCUGCCACUACUGUCACUACAUCGCUACUGAUGUCCCCCAUGGUGUUUAGUCAGUCUGCCCCAGCACCUCCCAAACCAAGUGAAAGUGGAUGGCUGCCAGCGGUGAACCAGGAAGCGGCUGCUAGCUCGACUAACCUUCUCCUGCCUAUGCAGAACCCAGAGCCAUCUGUCCCAAACAGCAACCCACUGACAAAACUACAGCUACAGGAAACGCUGCUACACCUGAUCCAGAAUGACGACAAUUUCCUCAGUAUAAUCUAUGAUGCCUACCUUGUCAGUGUGAGAAAAACAGCAUUGAAAAAGCCCAUGUGAAACCAUUUUUAAUUAAAUAGACAUGAUGUCCUGGACUUGCCUUUUAAAAACAAUGAUCACAUGAAAUGGGUGGUCUUUAGCUUUCGGCAUACCUUCAAUUGAUUCUCUUUGGCAAGUACGUGCUGUACUAAGAAAUGAAAGGGUGGGAACUGAUUGUGCCUUCCGGGGGAGGGGGUGGAGUGUCACAGUGUAAAGAUUAAUUCAAAACACAGUAUAAGAAUUUUGUUACACUGGCUGUAUGCCAGCUUGCAGAAAGACUGAGAUUUUCUGUUUGGUUUCCCUUUUUGCAGUGUGUGUGUGUCUGUCUGUCUCUCUGUAAGAAGCUCCUGGGAUUUUCAGUUAGCAAAGUACUUCUGCUACUCAGCACUAUUGUACAAAGAGUGCUGGCCACAAGGUGUCAGGCUAGGACUGUUGUUUCAAAACUUGAAGCUACUGUGAAUGCUUUGGCUGGAGCCAAAGAGAUUUUCUAGAGAGUUGGAAAUGACACAGCGGAGCCAUUAAUGCCCAUGAUGUGGAUAAUCAUUCCAUAAUUAUCUCUUUCCAUAGCUACUGCAGGUUCUUCAAAAACUUACAAAACCUGUUUGACCAGAGGCAAAAUAAAUGAGUGUUUACUUCAUUGGCAGUGAAGGUUCUUUCAUCCCGCCUUCAGUUCUCUUUAAACAAAAUAUUGUCUGUCUCCAGCCUUUGGAAAGAAUAACAUUUCUCAUGUUACAUUUUUCAGAUCAUGGUAUGACACACAGGACAGUGCCAUUAUGUCUGAAAAGGUCAGGUGAGAAGGGUGAAACCAAAUGACGUGUGCAUACCAAGAAUCUAAGAGCUCUCCAUAUCUGUUCCUUCCUUGGAAGUAAAUAGAUGUCUUCCCCGUCCAUGUUUUGUAGGCGUAUACUUGCCAUUUAAAAAUGUGGGGGGCAACCCAGGUAGAGCUCAGCAGAAGUCUCUUUCAAACAAAUGGGCAUUGUUAAGAUUCCACUGAUCUCUGGAUUGUGCUCACAAUGUGCAACAUAAGCCCCACAUUCUUAGCAGUCUGCUAAAUGUGAAAGAUGUAAGAUUUUUCUCUUAAAAAAAGAACUCCUUUUGUAAGCAGAUAUUUUUCUAUUUUGUGACCAGAAUAUUCAUAGCAGGCAGCAGAUGAUAAAAUUAUAUGCUUUAGAAGAUGUAGUCCUUUUGUUUCUAGCUGUUCUUGCCUUUGAUGUAGAUGCAGGCUGGCACUGGGCCAUGAUACUUCUGUGUGCUUCUAGGAGACGGCUGCAUCAUUUUAAGUAUUUUGUUAAAACCAGCAAAAAGAAUAAAUAGUUUUCAUUUUCAGUGUGCUUUUCCAAGAGCAGAUGGACAAUGGUUUCAAUAAUCCAUUUGUAAAGAAAAUAAAAUGGAUUACACAGA
Molecule: messenger RNA, 3368 nt
Organism: Hemicordylus capensis (graceful crag lizard)
Lineage: Eukaryota; Metazoa; Chordata; Lepidosauria; Squamata; Cordylidae
Gene: DCP1B
Product: decapping mRNA 1B
Exons: 10
Coding region: 393-1988 (531 amino acids)
Biological process (GO): deadenylation-independent decapping of nuclear-transcribed mRNA; positive regulation of catalytic activity; deadenylation-dependent decapping of nuclear-transcribed mRNA
Cellular component (GO): P-body
Molecular function (GO): enzyme activator activity; mRNA binding
Source: RefSeq, a predicted model, not a curated record